Symbiodinium sp. CCMP2592 is the source of this 471-nucleotide messenger RNA. The record is from the annotation of a GenBank genome assembly. Lineage: Eukaryota; Dinophyceae; Suessiales; Symbiodiniaceae.
AUGGUGUUGUUCUUGGUCUUGGUCCUUUUGGUGGUGUUGGUGGUGGUGGUGACGGCGGCGGCGGCGGCGGCGGCGGUGGUGGUGGUGGUGUUGGUGGUGGUGCUGCUGCUGUUGCUUUUGCUGUCACUGUUGCUGGUGGCUGGUUCCUGGCUCCUGGCUCCUGGCUGUUGGCUGUCGUUGGUGGUUGGUCGCAGUUGGCUGUUGUCCGUGGUUCUUGCGGGGCAGUUGGCGGUUGGCGGUUGGCGGAUGGUGGUUGUUGGUUGGCAGUACAUUGACCCGAAGAACCAGAUCCAGGGGCCCUUCAGCCUCCUUGAGAUGCAGCAGUGGUACCACAUGAACUACUUCCGACCGGAGCUGAAGAUGAGGUGUUCCGAGCAGGAUGACUUCGUGCCUUUCUCGGAGCUGUUCCCGCAUCCCAUGGUCCCGUUCCAGAGCUACCCCAAGCGGGUGCCUGCUGGGGGCAGGCGGUGA